This is a messenger RNA of Lindgomyces ingoldianus, 690 nucleotides long. RefSeq names its product NAD(P)-binding protein. The record is from RefSeq and is a predicted model, not a curated record. Lineage: Eukaryota; Fungi; Ascomycota; Dothideomycetes; Pleosporales; Lindgomycetaceae. The transcript has 5 exons. Bases 1 to 690 code for a protein of 229 amino acids.
AUGUCUGCGAACGAGUCAGCACCCAACUCAAUAAGUUCCAACCCCCGUCUCGAAGACAAAGUCUCCAUAGUAACCGGUGCAGGUUCCGGCUCCGGUGCUGGCAUCCUGUCCAAGUUCCUCUCCGAAGGCUGCCGCGGUUUAAUCUGGGACCAUAACCCCAAUCCCGUCCCUCUGUCCUCCCUCUUAGCAGGCCAAGUCCAGAUCUUCACAGCCGAUGUAUCUGACCCCUCCUCCUGGCCCCUCGCCCUCCCCACCUGCCUCCCCACUUUCGACAAAUUCGACAUCUUAACCAACAACGCGGGUGUCGUGCAUGUGGCUAACCCGAACGAAGAUGUGCCCGAGGAAGAGGUAGAUCGGGUAUUGCGUGUGAAUGUCAAGCCGUUGUAUUUUAGCGCGGGGACGGUGGUGCCAUAUUGGAGCAGAAAGGGGGAGGGAGGGGUGGUAUUGAAUUUGAGCAGUACUUCGGCGCCGAGACCAAGGUUGAGACUGGCGACUCGAGGGCUUGCACCCGAGGUUGCGCCAGUGCUGGGGGAUGUUGAUACUCCAGAAGGACGUGCAAUCGCCCUUGUCGAGAUUCCAAUUGGUAGAAUUUGUACUCCAAAAAUAUUGGGGGAUGCGGCGUGUUUUCUGGCUAGUGACGAGGCAGCACUCUUAACUGUAAAUUUUGAUGGUGGCCGGAGUUUGAUGUGA